AUGAUUGGCCAGCAGAAGCUUCUCUCGCUGUGGGUUUUGCUGUUGCUCACUGCAGCUCUGUGCCCAGGUGUGAACAGUAAGCGUGGCUUUAAGGGUCGUGGAAAAGGUGAUGAUGAUGAUGAUAAAGCGCCUUCCUCUCCAAGUAAAAGCCUCUCCAAGAAGGGCCUGAAGUGGGCGGGAGCAGCAGCAGCAGCCGGGAUGCUGGGAGGCACCGGCACCGGACUGGGGUUCUUUGGUAAAGGAAAACACGGAUCUGGGAAACAUCAUGGCCACAAGACGUCCUCUUCCGAGCAUGAUCAGCGGCCUCAUCACAAUGAAAACCAGAGAUUUCACAACCAUUCCCUCUGGAGAGCCUUUGUUAAGUCAGCUGCCCCCGCUCCUACUACUAACAUCUGCCUCACACUUGGGAAUGUGUUGUCCUUCCUGAUAGCAGCCUGGAUCAGGGACUUUUGAGCAACGUCCGAUCACAGGAAAAGCAUUCAGUCAUUAAACCAAAUGAA
Messenger RNA from Gymnodraco acuticeps, 500 nucleotides. It is a transcript of the gene sprn2, whose product is annotated as shadow of prion protein 2. NCBI's taxonomy places the organism in Eukaryota, Metazoa, Chordata, Actinopteri, Perciformes, Bathydraconidae. Bases 1 to 453 code for a protein of 150 amino acids. The record is from RefSeq and is a predicted model, not a curated record. The transcript has a single exon.